Molecule: messenger RNA, 668 nt
Organism: Telopea speciosissima
Lineage: Eukaryota; Viridiplantae; Streptophyta; Magnoliopsida; Proteales; Proteaceae
Product: heavy metal-associated isoprenylated plant protein 21-like
Exons: 3
Coding region: 77-532 (151 amino acids)
Molecular function (GO): metal ion binding
Source: RefSeq, a predicted model, not a curated record
UCUCUCUCUCUCUCUUGCUCGCUCUGUGUUUGUUCAUUUGAAACUAACUGCUUGUGCACUGCCAAAAGAGAAGAAAAUGGGAGCUCUUGACUAUCUGUCUAACUUUUGCACUGUUACCAGCAUAAGCAUAAGAAGCAGAAGCAAACGCAAACCAAUGCAGACAGUGGAUAUCAAGGUGAAAAUGGACUGUGAUGGCUGUGAAAGAAGAGUUAAACAUGCUGUUUCCUCCAUGAAAGGAGUGAAAUCCGUGGAGAUAAACAGAAAACAAAGCCGGCUUAAAGUUUCAGGCUACAUAGAUCCUAAUAAAGUCUUGAAGAGAAUUAAAAGAAGAACAGGAAAGAAAGCUGAAUUCUGGCCUUAUGUUCCUUAUAAUUUGGUGUAUUACCCAUAUGUUUCUCAGGCCUAUGACAAAAGGGCACCGGCCGGAUUUGUCCGGAACGUUGCUCAGGCGCUUCCGACCCCGAAUGCAAUCGAAGAGAAGUUUACAUCGUUGUUCAGUGAUGAUAACCCGAAUGCAUGCUCCAUUAUGUAAUUCAAUCAGUGAAGUUUUUGAGUUUUGAAAUGAAAGUGAUUUAACUAUCAUUAUAAGUUAAUAUGUAGCAGUUUAUAUGCCUAAGACGAAUUUAAUUAUGUACUUAGAGGGAACUUUGUUUCUUUUGAGAGCUUUA